GUAAUACAGAGACGGAUGGAUGGGACGAUCGACUUUUUCCGGAAUUGGGAGGACUACAAGAACGGUUUUGGUAACAAGGCUGGGGAAUAUUGGCUUGGAAACCACAACAUUAAUGAAAUUGUUAACCAAGGAUAUUAUGAACUGCGGAUAGACAUGUCUGAUUUUAAUGAUGAAAAAAGAUAUGCUCUGUACAGAAGAUUUUCCAUAGGUGAUGAAGCCCAUGGAUAUAAUCUUCAUGUUGAAGACUACGAAGGGACUGCAGGUGACUCAUUGAUAAUUCAUCAUAAUGGGGCACAGUUCUACACAAAAGACCACGAUACGUCGGGUAACUGUGCAAAGAGAUUCAAGGGUGGUUGGUGGUAUAACUCUUGCCAUUAUUCCAAUCUGAAUGGGAUGUACCUUAAGGGAAAUCAUCUGUCAUACGCUGACGGGAUAAAUUGGGCGACAUGGCGUGGACAUUACUACUCACUGAAGACCACGGAAAUGAAAAUAAAACGAUUUUAA
This is a messenger RNA of Saccostrea cuccullata (small rock oyster), 504 nucleotides long. Its product is annotated as ficolin-1-A-like. The transcript has 3 exons. The annotation marks the transcript as partial. Lineage: Eukaryota; Metazoa; Mollusca; Bivalvia; Ostreida; Ostreidae. The record is from RefSeq and is a predicted model, not a curated record.